GGGAAGAAAAGAACAAAGACGGGGACACCCUCUGUCGUUGUGGGAACAAGUCGGUAGUUGUCUGGUACAACCUCAGAUGAACUAGUUCCUAUCUCUGUCGUUCCUACAACGAUAAAUUCAGCAAAUCUGAGUACUCCAACUGUCCUUUUCGCUCACUCUCAGCAGCAUUGCUUCUCCUGGGCACAUUCACAAACACAUAGCAGUUUAAUUGCAGAAAAUGUCGAGCCUAGUGGAGAGGCUUCGCGUGCGAACAGAUCGAAGACCCAUUUACAGCUUAUUUGAUGACUCUGAUGAUGAAGUUGAUAAGAAGUCUCAGCCUAGCCAGGAAAUAUUUGAGAAAACUAUCCGUCCUGACGCGAAAGAUGAAUCCUGUCAAGCUUGUGGAGGAGAGGGCGAUCUUUUGUACUGUGAAUCGUGUAAUUAUGCUUACCAUCCUAAGUGUUUACUUCCACCACUAAAAGCUCCUCUUCCUAGCAGCUGGAGGUGUCCUGAAUGUGUGAGCCCCCUAAAUGAUAUUGACAAGAUAUUGGAUUGUGAAAUGCGCCCAACUGUUGCUGAUGAUAGUGAUGCUUCCAAGACAGGGUCGAAGCAAGUAUUUGUUAAACAGUAUCUUGUUAAGUGGAAAGGAUUGUCCUAUCUUCACUGCAUAUGGGUGCCUGAAAAAGAGUUUCUGAAAGCUUACAAGCUGCAUCCACGUUUAAAGACUAAAGUGAAUAAUUUCCAUCGUCAAAUGUCAUCAGUGACUAACUCUGAAGAGGACUAUGUUGCUAUUCGAUCAGAGUGGACUACAGUUGACCGAAUUCUUGCUUGCAGGGGAGAAGGUGAAGAGAAAGAGUAUCUUGUAAAGUGGAAGGAGCUUCCUUAUGAUGAGUGCUACUGGGAAUUUGAAUCGGACAUUUCUUCUUUUCAGCUAGAAAUUGAAAGAUAUCAUAGAGUUCAGUCUCGAUAUGACAAAGUUUCUUCCAGUAAACAAAAAAGUGGGCCAACCGAGAGCACUGAAUCAAAACCAAAACCCAGAGAAUUUCAACAGUAUGAAAGCAGUCCCGAAUUUCUUUCUGGAGGCUCGCUGCAUCCGUAUCAGCUGGAAGGGCUUAAUUUCCUACGUUUUGCUUGGUCUAAACAAACACAUGUGAUACUUGCAGAUGAGAUGGGGCUUGGCAAAACAAUACAGAGUAUUGCUUUCCUAGCCUCUCUUUUUGAGGAGGAUAUCUCUCCUCAUUUAGUAGUUGCUCCUCUUUCAACAUUGAGAAAUUGGGAGCGGGAGUUCGCCACUUGGGCUCCUCAAAUGAAUGUGGUUAUGUACGUUGGUUCUGCACAAGCUCGUGCUGUUAUUAGGGAAUAUGAAUUUUUCUUUCCUAAAAAUUCUCUCAAGCACAAGAAAAAGAAAUCUGGUCAGACAGUUGGUGAAAGUAAGAAAGAACUAACAAAAUUUGAUGUCCUCCUGACAUCAUAUGAAAUGAUCAACUUGGACUCUGCCUCUCUAAAGCCGAUAAAGUGGGAGUGCAUGAUUGUUGAUGAAGGUCACCGUCUCAAAAACAAGGAUUCGAAGUUGUUUUCUUCAUUGAAGCAGUACUCUAGUAGACAUCGUACUCUUUUGACUGGAACUCCUCUUCAGAACAAUCUGGAUGAACUUUUUAUGCUUAUGCACUUCCUUGAUGCUGGAAAGUUUGGAAGCUUGGAGGAAUUCCAACAGGAAUUUGAGGAUAUUAGUCAAGAAGAACAGAUUUCAAGACUUCAUAAAAUGCUGGCACCCCAUCUGCUCAGAAGGGUCAAGAAAGAUGUCAUGAAGGAGCUACCUCCAAAAAAGGAGCUCAUUUUACGUGUGGAAUUGAGUAGCAAGCAGAAAGAAUAUUACAAAGCAAUUCUGACACGUAACUUCCAGAUACUGACUCGCAAGGGAGGUGCUCAGAUUUCCCUCAUAAAUGUGGUUAUGGAACUGCGGAAGCUCUGCUGUCAUCCAUUUAUGUUAGAAGGCGUUGAACCAGAGGAUAAUAAUGAGUUUACCAAGCAGCUGUUGGAAUCUUCUGGCAAAUUACAACUUCUGGACAAGAUGAUGGUUAAGCUUAAAGACCAAGGUCACAGAGUUCUUAUAUAUUCACAAUUUCAGCAUAUGCUCAACUUGCUAGAAGACUACUGUAACUAUAAGAAAUGGCAAUAUGAGCGGAUUGAUGGAAAAGUUCCCGGUGCAGAAAGACAAAUCCGAAUUGACAGAUUUAAUGCAAAGAAUUCUUCAAGAUUCUGUUUUCUGCUUUCCACUAGGGCUGGGGGUUUAGGAAUUAAUCUUGCAACUGCUGACACAGUAAUUAUAUAUGAUAGUGAUUGGAAUCCCCAUGCUGACCUACAAGCAAUGGCUAGAGCUCAUCGGCUUGGACAAACAAAUAAGGUAAUGAUCUUUCGACUCAUAACAAGAGGAACCAUUGAGGAAAGAAUGAUGCAAAUGACUAAGAAGAAAAUGAUUUUGGAACAUCUAGUUGUUGGAAGGCUUAAAGCACAAAAUAUCAACCAGGAAGAACUGGAUGAUAUUAUAAGGUAUGGCUCAAAAGAGUUAUUUGCUGAUGAGAAUGAUGAGGCUGGAAAAUUGCGGCAAAUUCAUUACGAUGAUGCUGCAAUAGAUAGAUUGCUCAAUCGCGAGCAAUUUGGAGAUGAGGAUGCUGUAUUGGACGAUGAAGAAGAGGAUUCAUUUUUGAAGGCCUUUAAGGUUUAUAUCUCCUCUAUAACACUUUUAUGAUUGAAAGUGAUUUUG
Messenger RNA from Nicotiana tabacum (common tobacco), 2743 nucleotides. The record is from RefSeq and is a predicted model, not a curated record. NCBI's taxonomy places the organism in Eukaryota, Viridiplantae, Streptophyta, Magnoliopsida, Solanales, Solanaceae.